AAAAAAAAAAAAAAAAGAUUCCGCUUAUGUAAGCGCAAUACAAAAAAUCAAAGAGAAGACCUUUAGAAGAGACCUUUAGAAGAGACCUUUAGAAGAAAAGAGAUCUUUAGAAGAGACUUUAAAAAAAAAGAGUAAGAAUGUCUGGUAUCUGCUCCAUAUGCCAGGUCAACGAGUCCAAAUAUACCUGUCCAGCAUGUGGAAUGAAGAGCUGUUCACUUGAGUGUGUUCGAAGACAUAAGAAGCAAAAUGAAUGUACUGGGACGGUAGACCAAGGUAAAUUCAUACUGAGGAAAGAGUUGAGUGAAGAUUCGAUUCAUAUAAAUAGGGACUAUAAUUUCUUGUUAAAUUUCGGAAGAGAUAUUCAGUUGGGUAAGAGUGAUGUGAAGACCAAUGCAAAGAAUAUAUUCAAACGUCAGUAUAAUCCAACAAAUAGGAAUGUUAAGAGGUUUAAGCAGAAUGAGGACGCUGACAGAAGAUUGGCUCGAGUUAAUAAGGCAUACUCCAACUCACCGCAAACAACCAUUAAGAGAAAUAAUACCUUGAUUAUACAAUUACCUAUGGGGAUGAGCCGAUCGGCAUCAAAUAAAUCUGGUUACGAUAAGAAGCUGUCGACAUUCACCUGGACCAUUGAGUGGGUUUUGGUAGACAAACAGGGCAAGGAGUAUUCAAAUUUCAUAAGUUACCGGUUGAAAGAAACCUUACCUGUCAGAGAUGCGGUACCGAUGAAUAUUUUGAAUAAUAUCAUGAAGGAGAAAGAAGACACGAUUGACAAAGAUAGCUUAUGUUUUUACUUGGACAAUGUGGUCAAUUUGGCUCAGCCAAACAAAUCAAUUAUCAAGUUAGACCCCUCUGGCUCUUUGGCAGAUGCUUUGGCCAAUAAAAUUGUCUUGGAAUACCCCAAGAUCUUUAUCACUUUGGAUAGCGAGACCUGGUCAGAGCAUGUGGUUGGUGAAGCAGAGGCAUACGGGUUGAAGGAGGAUAGCAGUGACAGUGACAGCAGUGACAGUGACAGCAGUGACAGUGACAGCAGUAACAGUGACAGCAGUGACAGUGACAGCGACAGCGAAAGCGGUGACUCUGAUUCGGACCAACCAGAAGAGGAAUCAUCGAAAGAGCCACAGGCGAAAAAGGUCAUUUUCGACGACGACAAAUAGCAUAACGUAGCAUCAUGUAAUCUAAUAGCAUAGCAUAGCAUUAUAACAUCAUCACAUUAUAAGUCUUGUUGCAAACGGUGGGCGCACAUCGAAAUUUCUCUGAAGAAUUUUUAAGUCAUCAGAAAUCAUGGCAUUAAAC
Molecule: messenger RNA, 1293 nt
Organism: Hyphopichia burtonii NRRL Y-1933
Lineage: Eukaryota; Fungi; Ascomycota; Pichiomycetes; Serinales; Debaryomycetaceae
Exons: 1
Coding region: 138-1154 (338 amino acids)
Biological process (GO): maturation of LSU-rRNA from tricistronic rRNA transcript (SSU-rRNA, 5.8S rRNA, LSU-rRNA); snoRNA localization; box C/D snoRNP assembly
Cellular component (GO): nucleus; pre-snoRNP complex
Source: RefSeq, a predicted model, not a curated record